AUGGCAAAUAAUCAAAACACUAGACCUGUUGGAGCUCUCCCAAGCGAUAUAGAGAAAAAUCCUCAAGUCAUUGCAGUUACUUUGAGAAAUGGGAGAGGAUUGGUAGAACUACCUAAGAAUAAGAAGGAUCCAUCUGGGCUCGAAAAGGAAAGAGUUCUAAAACCCGCGGAGGUGGAUGAGAAAAACAUAGCCAAAUCUGAGCAUGUAGCAAAAAGGGAACCACCCCCUUUUCCUCAAAGAUUGAGAAAGAAGAAUAAUGACCACAUGUUUCACAAAUUUCUAGAUAUGCUGAAGCAGAUACAUUUGAAAAUCCCUUUGGUGGACAUGAUUCAUGAUGACCCAAAAUAUUGUAAAUAUAUCAAGGACAUAGUGGCAAAUAAAAGGAGGUUAACUAAGUUUGAAACUGUCCCACUCACUGAGAAGUGCACUUUCAGGAUUCAACACAAGCUUCAACAAAAGCUUAAGGAUCCGGGUAGUUUUACCAUCCCCGUGAGGAUUUGUGAGAUUGAUGUGGAUAGAUAUUUGUGUUAUUUGGGUGCAAGUAUAAAUUUGAUGACAUUAUUAGUGUUCAAACAAUUAGGUUUUGGAGCUUUGCGACUCACCACCGUGAUGCUAUAG
Molecule: messenger RNA, 618 nt
Organism: Nicotiana tabacum (common tobacco)
Lineage: Eukaryota; Viridiplantae; Streptophyta; Magnoliopsida; Solanales; Solanaceae
Source: RefSeq, a predicted model, not a curated record